AUGUCCAUCUUCCUGACUGUGCUGCUGGCAGCAGCACUGCCCAGUGUCUGGAGUCAAGACUAUCAUCAUGAAAGAAGAAUUCACAAGAAAUCCAGAGCCAAACCUCUGGUUGCAAAUAUUCAAGAAAGACAAGCCAUUCUGGAGGAGGACUGUGGCCUGGAGGUCUCCUUCCUCCUGGACAGUUCUGAGAGUGCGAAAGACAAUCACGAGCAGGAGAAGCAGUUUGCUAUGAACAUGGUGGACAGUCUCCAGGGCCUGCGCCUGCAGACCGGCCGCGGCCUGAGUCUGAGGGUGGCUCUGCUGCAGUACAGCAGCCAUGUCAUCACCGAGCAGACCUUCAGGGAGUGGAGCGGUCCGGAGAACUUCCGCACCCGGAUCGCCCCCAUCGUCUACAUCGGCCACGGCACCUACACCACCUACGCCAUCACCAACAUGACCAGGAUCUACCUGGAGGAGUCCAGCCCCAGCAGCAUCAGAGUCGCCGUGCUCCUCACGGAUGGCAUUUCCCACCCCAGGAACCCUGACAUUUUUACUGCCGUCGCUGACGCCAAGAACCAGGGGAUCAGAUUCUUCACCCUGGGAAUCACCCGGACGGCCAACGAGCCCGCCAACGUCGCGCAGCUCCGAUUGCUGGCCAGCUCCCCUGCCUCCCGCUUCCUCCAUAACCUGCAGGACGAGGACAUCGUUGAAAGGCUCGUCACUGAAAUAACUGGCUUGGCCGAUGAAGGAUGCCCGCUGGCUCAGAGAUGUGCCUGUGAGAAGGGUGAGAGGGGAUUCAGCGGCCCCGCGGGGAAGAAAGGUCGCCCCGGUGACGACGGCGCUCCAGGCCUGAAAGGGCAAAAGGGAGAAGCAGGAUUAAGUGGAGUUCCCGGACGGGAGGGUGUUGAGGGAAAACCGGGUUACAAAGGAGAGAAGGGUGAGAGGGGCGAGUGUGGCACUCCAGGAGUCAAAGGAGAGAGGGGUCCUGAGGGAACGCUUGGAGCAAGAGGACUCAGAGGUCUGCAGGGCUUACCGGGACCGCAUGGAGAUGCUGGACCAGAGGGCCCUCAGGGGAAGCAGGGAGAACGAGGCCCUCCUGGUCCUCCAGGAAUUCAGGGGGAAACUGGUAUUGGACUUCCUGGUCCCAAAGGUGACAUUGGCUUCCAGGGCCGACCGGGUCCUCCUGGUCCUCCAGGACUGGGUGAAACUGGACCGCCUGGGCCUCAAGGACCACAAGGUAUUCAAGGAGAAAAAGGGCCCCACGGCGAAGGAUUUCCUGGACCAAAGGGGGACCGAGGGCUCCCAGGACCCAGGGGGCCCCGGGGCCAGCAGGGUGCAGGCAUCAAAGGAGAGAAGGGUGAGUUUGGACCUCCAGGGCCGACCGGGCCGACUGGUCUAGCAGGAGUGGGCUUACAGGGGGAGAAGGGAGUGGAGGGACCGAGAGGUCCGCCGGGCGCCAGAGGACUUCCAGGAGAGGGUUUACCUGGACCCAAGGGAGACCAAGGUCUGCCAGGAGAGCAGGGUGCUCCAGGAGAGAGAGGAGUAGGAGAACCUGGCUCAAAGGGUGAACCUGGAGCAGCAGGACUCGGCGGCCUUCCUGGCCUUCCAGGAGAAGAUGGAGCUCCAGGACAAAAGGGGGAACCAGGUUUACCUGGUUUGAGAGGCCCUGAAGGAGCGCAAGGGAUUGGUUCUCAAGGCGAGAAGGGCGACCAGGGUCCGAGGGGCAUCCGUGGCUUACAUGGGCCUCCGGGGAUCACAGGACCCGCUGGGCCCAAAGGCGAACGUGGGGUUCCGGGCCAGCUGGGCAUGCCAGGGCUGCCGGGACGGUCGAUAUCAGGUCCAAAGGGGGAUGCUGGUCCUGCUGGUCCUCCUGGACAUAUUGGGGAAACGGGGCAUGGACUACCCGGUCCAAAAGGCGAGCGUGGUCAUCAGGGAUUACCAGGUCCUGUUGGACCUAAAGGCGAAGGCAGCCCUGGCCCUGUGGGUCCUCCUGGUUUGCCAGGUUUACCAGGUGAACCGGGUCCUGAGGGAGUGGGAAUUCCUGGUCCUAAGGGAGACAUUGGCUUCAGGGGAUUGCCAGGUUUGCCCGGGCCACCAGGAGAGGGACUACAGGGUCUCACAGGUAACGUUGGACGACCAGGACCUCCUGGCCCCACUGGACCUCCAGGAGAAGGAAUUCAAGGUCCAAAGGGUGAGCCAGGACCUCAAGGCAUGACUGGGCCGAGAGGGCCUCAAGGCGAUGGAUUUCCUGGUGUGAAGGGUGAUCGUGGAUUACAGGGUGAGAGGGGAAUGAAGGGCACAAAGGGAGAUAUGGGAGAUCACGGAGUCCCUGGUGAAUCGGGCAGGCCAGGCGCAAAAGGCGAACCUGGCCUCACGAGAGAAGACGUUAUUAGACUGAUCAAAGAAAUCUGUGGCUGUGGCGUCAAGUGCAAGGAAAGCCCGAUGGAGCUGGUGUUUGUCAUCGACAGUUCAGAGAGCGUCGGCCCAGAGAACUUUGAAAUAAUCAAAGACUUUGUCACAAGGUUGGUGGACGGGACGACAGUGGGACGCAACACCACCAGAAUCGGUCUGGUCCUCUACAGUCUGGAUGUCCAGUUAGAGUUCAACCUGGCCCGCUAUGUGAACAAACAGGAUGUCAAGCAAGCGGUCAGGAAAAUGCUGUACAUGGGUGAAGGCACUUACACCGGCACUGCCAUUAGGAAGGCCACCCAGGAGGCGUUCUUCAGCGCACGCCCGGGAGUCCGAAAAGUCGCCAUCGUCAUCACCGACGGGCAGACAGACAAACGGGAGCCGGUCAAACUGGACAUCGCUGUGCGAGAGGCUCACGCUGCGAACAUUGAGAUGUACGCACUGGGGAUCGUCAAUUCCUCCGAUCCCACGCAGGCCGAGUUCUUGCAGGAACUCAAUCUCAUUGCUUCUGACCCAGACAGCGAGCACAUGUACCUGAUCGAUGACUUCAACACACUGCCAGCCCUGGAGUCUCAACUGGUCAACCAGUUCUGUGAAGACGAAAAUGGGGCCCUUAUUUACAAUCGCAUCACGAAUGGCAACUGGAACGGAAACAACGGGCUCAGUCCUAAUGGAAACAGUAGAUAUGGGGAGCAUGCUAACGGAUAUAAUGGCUAUGGAAAUAAUGGUUUUCCUCAUGGAAACAACAGGAACGGUUACAAUCAUGAAGAGGACAUCCAAAAUCAGAGACGCACGAGCAGCCGAGGGCGUGGAGACACUUUCACUCUGCCUAUCAGUGCGGACCCCCUCCCCGUUCAGAUGGUGGAGGAUGACGAUGGUGAGGAUUUAGAUAUAAGGGCCCGCGUGCGGACGAGUAGCACCAUGUCUGUCAAUAAAACGACACUCUUAUCACCCCCGAGAGAAAGCUACAUAUCCAAUAAGGCAGACUCAUCAUCUUCAUCGUCGUUGUCAUCUCAGUCCUCAUCCUCAUCCUCAAACUCUAAUCAGUUGCAGCACGUAGUGAGUGGAGUCCUGCCUGAAGAGACCCCUCUGCUUGACCCCCGCUGUAACCUCAGCUUGAGCCAAGGUUCCUGCAGAGACUACAGCAUCCGCUGGUACUACGACAAGCAGGCCAACGCCUGCGCUCAGUUCUGGUAUGGAGGCUGUGGUGGGAAUGAGAACCGCUUUGAAACAGAAGAUGAGUGCAAGACCACUUGUGUUCUCUUCAGAACAGCUGGAUGAAAACAGAAGAAUCCAUUCAAAGCUGUUUUGAACGUCCUACAGUCUGCUGCCUGAUAAGGUUAAUGUGAUGCAUCUUGUCAUUUGUGUGCAGGAGAUCGAGCUCUUCUCUAACACAUCUGUCUACACACACAAAAGCUGUUUUUAUGCAAUAGACUGCUGACUUGUUGCUAAUCAAAUAAUUUUACUGACCGAUUGACUCCUACAACAACUGACUUUAUUACCUCAGAGACAUGAUGUUGUGUUUAAAGCUCCAUUCAAGGUUUUAAGUGACAAUUCAUGAACAUUUGAAAAGCAGUUGGUAUUAAUCUGUAGCUCUUAACCUUGGUGCUUUACAUAGAACAUGAAUAUGCAGCUUUUCUUGCACAACCACAGAACUGAAAGAUUCUGUU
Salarias fasciatus (jewelled blenny) is the source of this 4058-nucleotide messenger RNA. RefSeq names its product collagen, type XXVIII, alpha 2a (gene col28a2a). The coding region runs from base 1 to 3669 and encodes 1222 amino acids. Gene Ontology annotation, molecular function: serine-type endopeptidase inhibitor activity. NCBI's taxonomy places the organism in Eukaryota, Metazoa, Chordata, Actinopteri, Blenniiformes, Blenniidae. The record is from RefSeq and is a predicted model, not a curated record. The transcript has 35 exons.